This is a messenger RNA of Pelodiscus sinensis (Chinese soft-shelled turtle), 936 nucleotides long. The record is from RefSeq and is a predicted model, not a curated record. Lineage: Eukaryota; Metazoa; Chordata; Testudines; Trionychidae.
UGAUGGGGCGAGGACACACCAUCUUGCUGAUCAUUGCAACAGCUACUGGAUCCAUUAGAAGACCUUUCCUCUUAUCCCAUUACGGCGUCGUUUGCUUAACAACCUUUGGUGAAGGCUCUUGUCAAAGACUUUCUGAAGGUCCAGCUUCAUCAGCGCUCGGCAACCUAGGCUGGCGCUUGGAUUCUAAUGCCUUACUUUGUGACUGUGAAUUAAUGUGGUUGGCUGAACUAAUAAAAGAAUAUACCAGAAAAGGAAAUACUCAGGCUGUUGCCACAUGUCAGUAUCCCAGGAGACUUCAGGGCAGGUCUCUUGCAUCGUUAAUAGUGGAAGAAUUCAACUGUGAUAAACCUUGUAUUACUUCUGAGCCACAGGAUGUAGAUGUUACCCCAGGGAAUACUGCCUACUUUACCUGCAAGGCAGAAGGAAAUCCUAAACCCAAGGUCGUUUGGAUACAUAACAAUCCUCUUUAAUUCAGUGAUAACUGAAGAUUUGUGGAAGAAAUACACAUACCCUCACCCAAGAUGCAAACUGUUCCAGAGGAGUCUCUUGGUAUGUUUACACUGGUUAUAUCAUAGUCAAAGCAUGUUGCUCAGAAGGGAAGUUGUUUCAGAAGAAGCUGCUGUCUACGUGUAUUAUGGCCUUUUGCAAAUUGACAGGUGCUCACAUAGUUGGGUAAUUGUUUACAAACACUGAAGAUACUUGUUAAAACCAUAUUAUUCCUAUCUGCCUAAGCAAACUAAAAAUUUAAUUUGGUGGGGACCAUUUUGCAAGUUACUUUCAUAAGAAAUUGUCAUAUUGCAUCAGUCAGAAAAAAGAAAAAAAGAAAUUUUGCCUUGAGCAAACAAUACUGAUGUCCCCAAAUGAAUAAACAAAGACUCUUCUGGUGUACAAACUCAAAACCAGCAGAGUAAGAGCAAAAUUAAAAGAACAAUUGUA